UUUUUAUUUAAAAUACGGCUUUUUCUUUUCUUUCAAAACAUACUAAUAUCAAUUAAUUGCAAUCAAAAGUUUUUUUUAUAAAAUAUAUUAAAGUGGAAUGUCUGUCAGUGAAAUUGUGUUCGAUUACACACACAAUCAAAAGAUUUACAUAUAAUUUUUAAUCUACUUGGGUUAUUCAAGAGAGAUUGAUACAUUUUUAUUCCAAAAAUGUUGAGGCUGUUAAACUUAUCGAGAAACUCUCCUUUAAGAAGUACAGCUUUGCAACAACAAUUCAUUUAUCGUGCCCUUCAUUCAUCGACAAAUGUGAAAUCAAGUGCUCUACAACCGAAGAAAGAGCUGGUGCAGGAUAAACUGGAUAAAUUUAAAAAGGGCGAAGUUAUUCAUGGAUUUAUUGUAGACGAAGUGUCAAAGAUAGAGGAGCUAUUUCUCACUGCGGUGAGACUGACACAUCUGAGCACAGGUGCUCAAUAUCUGCAUCUGGACAGGGACGAUACCAACAAUGUAUUCUCUAUUGGAUUUCGUACAACUCCCAUGGACUCCACCGGGUUACCUCACAUCCUGGAGCACACUACUUUGUGCGGUAGCGAGCGAUAUCCGUGCAGAGAUCCAUUCUUCAAAAUGCUGAGGAGAUCUCUGGCCACGUUUAUGAAUGCUAUGACUGGGCCAGACUAUACUAUAUAUCCAUUCUCGACGCAAAACUUGAAGGACUACCGCAACUUACAAUCAGUCUAUUUGGAUUCUGUCUUCAAGCCGAAUCUACGAGAGCUGGAUUUUCGUCAGGAAGGCUGGAGACUGGAACACACGGACGUGAACGACAAAAGCUCUCCCAUCAUAUUCAAGGGUGUGGUCUUCAACGAAAUGAAGGGUGUCUUCAAUGAUAAUCAAGCUAUUCUGGCGGAACGUCUGCUGAAUUCUAUUCUACCUAGUCAUACGUACGCUGUGAUUUCCGGCGGCGAUCCUCUCGUCAUACCUAAUCUGCAGUAUAUCGAUCUCCUGAAUUUUCAUAAGAAGUAUUAUCAUCCAUCCAAUUCGCGCUUCUAUUCCUAUGGAAAUUUCCCAUUGGAGGAUCAUUUGAAGUUCAUCAAUGACCGAUAUCUCUUUCUGUCCGACCGAAUAGACGCUUCUAUGUCGAAAGUGCCGCCGGAGAAGCGGUGGAACAACAUUAAAAAGGAACACGUCGCCUGCAGGCCCGAUCCACUACUCGCAGAUCCUAGCAGACACGGCACUAUCGCUAUCUCGCAUUUGUGCAAUGAUAUAACCGACAUACAGAAAACCUUCGAGAUGCAUGUGCUGUCGCAGCUGUUGCUCAGAGGUCCGAAUUCGGCGUUUUACAAAUCUCUAGUCGAAUCAGACAUAAGCACCGGCUUCGGACCGGUCACUGGUUUCGAUUCCCAGUGUAAAGACACGAUGUUCGUCGUAAGUCUGCAGGGCGUAAAGCCCGAAGAUUUCGAGAAGGUCGAGAGUAUCUUCGACAACACAGUGGAAAAAGUUAUCGAGGAGGGAUUCGAGAAGAAGCACAUCGAAGCUGUUCUCCACGGCAUCGAGCUUCAGGUCAAGCAUCAAACGUCGAAUUUCGGGCUGAACCUUCUUUUCAAUCUGACGUCCUUGUGGAAUCACAACGGCGACUUGAUGCAGGCGUUGAGAAUCAACGAUGCGGUCAAGAAACUCGCGUCGCGAAUGAAAGAGGAUCCCAAGUAUCUGCAAAAUUUGACCAAAACUUAUCUCAAAGAUAAUAAUCACAGAUUGACGUUGACCAUGUCGCCCGACGAGAAUUACGAGCAGAGUAAAGCGCUCGCCGAGCAAGAGUUACUGAAGAGGAAAAUGGAGGAGCUUUCCACGGAGGAGAAGGAACUAAUCUACGUCAAUGGAAAGAUCUUGCUUGACGAGCAACAGAAGAAAGAGGACGUCGGGGUCCUGCCAACACUGAAGAUGGAAGACUUGAGGACCGAUGUGGAGAGAUACAAGACCCUCGAUCUGAAAGUAUCCGGAGUACCUCUUCAACUAUCCGUACAACCGACAAACGGGAUCUCCUAUUAUCGAGGAAUACUCAGCACGCAGGCGCUGCCGAUGGAAUUAAAGCAACUGGUACCGCUCUUCAACUACGUCAUCGCCAAGAUGGGGACACAGAACUACGAUUACAGGAGCUUCGACCAGAUGAUGCAGCUGAAGACCGGCGGUCUGCACUUCGCGAAUCACAUUGCCGAGCAUAAGGAGAGUGAAUUGAAGUAUGAAGAAGGGAUUCUCGUAGAAUCGUACUGCUUAGACCGCAAUUUGAGCUACAUGUGGGAACUGUGGACGGAAUUGUUCAACAAUGUUAAACUGACUGAUCCUCAGCGAUUCGAGACGCUCGUGAAGAUGAAUGCAGCUGACCUCAUCAACGGCAUCUCGCACGCGGGUCACAUGUACGCGAUGAGUAGCGCCGCUAGUCUGGUCUCACCGAUAGCUAGAGCCAAAGAGAGCCUCUCCGGGUUGCAAUACGUGGGGAGAAUGAAGAAAAUAGCUCAGAUACGCGAUCUGUCCUCUCUGAUACUCAACAUGCAGGAGAUAGCCGAACGCGUCUUGAACAAGGAGUACCUUCGAUCGGCCAUUAAUUUAUCCGAGGAACACAAGGACGAUGCUGUCAACGGUAUUCGCGCGUUCUACGAGUCACUGAAGGGUUCUCCGAAGAAUCCCUACGUCCUCAGCAGCGAUCAGAGCACUGAAACGAGUGAAAGCGGUAAUCAUCAUGUACUGCCAUACACAGUGAAUUAUUGCUCCAAGACGAUUCUGACAGUUCCUUAUACGAAUCCGGACUAUGCCCCGUUACGUGUGCUCUCCAAGUUGAUCACUUCCGUAUAUCUGCAUCCGGAGAUUCGAGAAAAGGGCGGAGCUUAUGGUGGAGGCGCGAAAUUGACGUCGGAGGGACUCUUCGCUUUUUACUCUUAUAGAGAUCCUAACUCCACUCGUACCUUCGACCUGUUCGACAAGACGUAUGAUUUUCUAAUCGAAUAUUCGUUACCUCAGAGCGAUGUAGACGAGGCAAAACUGGGAGUUUUUCAGCAAAUCGACAUUCCUAUUCCUCCCAGCAAUCGUGGUAUGACUAAAUUCACCCACGGCAUCACGGAUGAUGACGUUCAGAGGCAGAGAGAGCAGCUGAAGGCUGUGACUAAGGAGCAGCUCUUGCAUGUGGCUGAGAAGUACCUGAAACCUGGUCAAAAAGAUAUUAAAGUCGGUCGUUCACUUAUCGGACCUGCAAAUGUCGAUAUUUUAAAUAGGCGCACAGAAAAUUGGACUGUAUUAAAUCAGGAAGAAGCAGAUCAAGCACGAGCCACUGAAUAGACAUCAAGUUAUCUUUGUUAUUUUUUUCAUGAAAUUAGUUGUAAUAUUUAUAAUAAAACAUGUUUUGUUUUAUUAUGUUAAACUGCGAAGACACAUGUCAUCAAACACCUGGUAAUGUUCUAUGAGAUACUUUUAACGUUAAGUAUAUUAGAACCUGAAAAGGUAAUACGUACAUUAAUAAUACAUAACAUUUGUUAAAUAAAUAUUGUAAUUUAUGCUAUAUUUUAUAUAUUAAAAACGUAUCCUAUAGCAAAAAGAAAAAUAAAAAUGUGUUUUACUCAUUUUCUAAUUUUCAUCAAUCCUUAUGUGCUCAUCAACAUCGUAUACUUAUUACUACAAUUAUUUAUUACUUUAAAGUAUAAUUUUCCUUUUUUUU
Nylanderia fulva is the source of this 3694-nucleotide messenger RNA. RefSeq names its product presequence protease, mitochondrial. Gene Ontology annotation, cellular component: mitochondrial matrix. Lineage: Eukaryota; Metazoa; Arthropoda; Insecta; Hymenoptera; Formicidae. Gene Ontology annotation, biological process: protein processing. Gene Ontology annotation, molecular function: metal ion binding; metalloendopeptidase activity. The record is from RefSeq and is a predicted model, not a curated record.